Aureobasidium subglaciale EXF-2481 is the source of this 1272-nucleotide messenger RNA. RefSeq lists its product as uncharacterized. The coding region runs from base 166 to 1152 and encodes 328 amino acids. The transcript has a single exon. Lineage: Eukaryota; Fungi; Ascomycota; Dothideomycetes; Dothideales; Saccotheciaceae. The record is from RefSeq and is a predicted model, not a curated record.
UGACGCGUUCAACCUUCUUGUCCAACACUCAAUCGCAUGUCGGAGGUAGUACGCGAGUGAGCUUACUCGGAAUUUUCGUCGUGGUCGCAAUCGCCGUACUUUGUCUUCAAUUACGCCACUUCUACGAGGGAAUAUCGCAAAACUGACACCGUUCAUGUUGCCAUCAUGGAUGCCGAAGCGAUGGUCAAAUGUAACCCAGCUUUUAACGUGGCUGUCUUAAGUCAAGUCUUUGGGGAUGAAUUUGGUCCCAGUUUCCACGAAGAGUACCUGGUCCACGGCGUUGUCAAGGGCCAGCACUACAUGGCUGUACCGCUCAACGAACUUUGCAACAGAGGACUACUGGAGCAACUCCCAGGAGUGAUCAUGUCCUACAAUCGCGAAAUUCCAUACCCUGGCUCGACUUUUGGACUGCCAUGGAGCCCUAGGCCCUUCGCCAUCAAUGAUCUUGUUCAGUUGAAAAGCAUUGCUAGCCUGUACGGGCCAAGAUUCAGUACACCUUUCGCUAUCACUCUUUUCUGCUGCAAGAAGCAUCCCCAGUUUUGGAAGAAUUUGACGACGAGCGAACUCAGACAGAUUGUGCAGAUACUGGGUGGUCCAUCUAAAACGCUGCGCGAAUGGGGUCAGUCUUACAGUAUCUUGAAUCAGAGUGUCUACCCGAAGGGGUUUCAAGUCAGCGAGCAGAUGUUCCAUGUGAUGCGCGCUCUGGCCAUCCAUUGCUCGAAGGAGAGCAACGAGCAAGACAUUGUUUCGCGAUUGUCUACGAUCAGCGUGAGCGCCUCAGACAGCUUGGAGUCGACCGCGAAAGAUUGUUCUGCAGCAACUCGUGGUUCGUCGCUGGUGCUGACUGAUGUAUCCAAAAGGCGAGCUCAGAUAUCUUCUUGCGAUGACAACGACCAAGAGCUCAUGAAAGCCUCGCAAAGUGCUAAACCUCAUACUCCACCCUACAGUGCACUGGCUGCCGCUCAGUCGUCUCGUAGAAGAUACCAACCAUCGUCGAUACCGCCACUCUCUGACGUUGCCAUGUCUAAGCUCGGGAUGAGAACUUACGAUGUUCACCCAUCGAGCCUCUCGAGCCCUUGGUCAUUCUGCUCGGGCAUGGACGCGGUUGCUAGCUUCAGCGUAGCAGUCAGCGCCCAUUGGGCCCGUAGUUGACUCCACGGCUCUACUCGCGUUCGUAGCAUUUGCAAGAAAGGACAGAUCGUUUUGACAUAUCCCCCUACCGACGCCCACGCCGCUUACCAACACCGUGAAAUCAAGUCGUACACCUUGUUA